This is a messenger RNA of Balaenoptera acutorostrata (minke whale), 1068 nucleotides long. RefSeq names its product BICD family-like cargo adapter 1. The record is from RefSeq and is a predicted model, not a curated record. The transcript has 5 exons. The coding region runs from base 1 to 810 and encodes 269 amino acids. Lineage: Eukaryota; Metazoa; Chordata; Mammalia; Artiodactyla; Balaenopteridae. Gene Ontology annotation, biological process: Golgi to secretory granule transport; vesicle transport along microtubule.
AUGUGGAGCCGCCGUUGCCGCCGCCGCCGCUGCUGCUGCUGGGGCUGCCGCCGAGCCGAGAGACAUGGAGCGCGGCUGCAGAGAGCGGCCGGCGGCAGCCGCAGCAGCAGCAGCAGCGAGCGUCACAGCAACAGCGGAGCGCAGCCCCCCUCCACCCGCAGAGCCGAACAGCGCCUGCUGCACCUAGCUGCCCGCCGCGGUCGCGGUCGGGAGUCCUGCCGCCGCCGCUCUCAUCUCCUUCCCCGGAGCCCCGGCGAGCUGGAACAGGGGUUAGAGGAGCUGGCGCUGCUGGCGGCCGGGGAACGGCCGUCUGACUCCGGGGAGCAUUCUCAGGACGGGCCCGGGCCUCUAGCCGAGGUGGCCGGACUGCAGCCGCCGCCGCCGCCCGCCCAGGAUCCCGAGCAGCUGUCGGUGAUCCGGCAGAAGGAUCUGGUGUCGGCGGCCCUAGCGGGCAAGGCACUGCUCGAGAGGAACCAGGACAUGAGCCGGCAGUACGAGCAGAUGCACAAGGAGCUGACAGAUAAGGUGGAGCAAUUGGAACAAGAGAAACGUGAACUAAGACGAUUUGAGAACCAAGAAGGGGAGUGGGAAGGACGCGAGGCCGAGCUGGAGAAUGAUGUGAAAGAGCUUCAGGAUGAGUUGGAGAGGCAGCAAGUUCAUCUACGGGAAGUAGAUGGAGAAAAAACACAGGCUGUCCAGGAAUUAUCAGAACAGAACCAGAGGUUAUUGGCUCAAUUCAGCAGGGUCCAACUUUCUCUCUUAUUCUCCAUUGCCCCUUGUUUGUGGACUCACUGCCAGGAAUGGAACUGACAAAAGCAAAGUAUCCUUAGAGGGAAGAAGAAUGAAGCAGGGAGAGGAACUAAGCAAGCAAAAUGUAACGUGUUUUCAGGUGCUGCAGAGGGAAGAGAUGUGAACACUUUGACAUGGAUAAACGUCCUCCCACUGUGCUGAGAUCAUUGGGAGAAGCACCGAAUUGGAAACUGAGUUGUUUGCCCUGUGAAGUUUCCCGGAAUCUGGAUUUUUGUGACUGGCUCUGCCUCCGCGGCGCUGCUGAAUGUGCUCUGCUGA